Copidosoma floridanum is the source of this 2919-nucleotide messenger RNA. RefSeq lists its product as uncharacterized. The record is from RefSeq and is a predicted model, not a curated record. Lineage: Eukaryota; Metazoa; Arthropoda; Insecta; Hymenoptera; Encyrtidae.
AUGCAGAAGGUAAUUUACGUUAUGGCUGUGUUAGCACUGUGUGCUGCACGCCCAGAACCACCAGUGAAUUCAUAUCUACCACCAGGACAAGGGGGUAGUUUAGGUGGCGGGCCCGGUGGUGGCUUUGGAGGUGGUCCAGGAGGAAGUAGUGGACCUGGUGGUUCGUUAUCAGGUACUUAUGGCCCUCCAGGAUUCGGCGGAAGUAACAACGGAGCUGGUGGUACUGGUGGAGGCCCUGGCGGCCUUGGUGGUGGUAGCGGUGGGAGACCAUCGGAUCAGUAUGGCCCACCAGGAAGUAGAAACGGUGGAUUCGGAGGUGGUGGUCCAGGAUCGGGAAGUGGUGGAGCCCUAGGAGGAGCUGGUGGUAAUCCAUCAAGCACAUAUGGGGCUCCAGGAAGUGGAAGUGGUGGUUUUGGAAGUGGUGGUAGCCCAUCAGGUACAUAUGGCGCUCCAGGAAGUGGGGGUUUUGGAAGUGGUGGUGGUAGCCCAUCAAGCACAUAUGGAGCUCCAGGAAGUGGAGGUUUCGGAAGUGGAGCAGGUGGUAGUCCAUCGAGUACGUAUGGACCUCCAGGUGGUAGAAAUGGUGGAUUUGGAGGUAGUGGUCCAGGAUCCGGAAGAAAUGGCUUUGGAAGUGGUGGUCCAGGGUCAGGAAGUGGAGGCGCACUUGGAGGAGCAAACGGGGGCCCAUCAAGUACAUAUGGGGCUCCCGGAAGUGGUGGUUUCGGAAGUGGUGGACCAGGAUCUGGAAGUGGUGGGGCUCUUGGAGGAGCUGGUGGUAGCCCAUCAGGUACAUAUGGCGCUCCAGGAAGUGGUAGCGGUGGUUUUGGAAGUGGCGGUCCAGGAUCUGGAAACGGUGGAGCACUUGGUGGAGCAGGUGGUAGCCCAUCAAGUACAUAUGGCGCUCCAGGAAGUGGGGGCCCAGGAAGUAGGAACGGUGGAUUCGGAGGUGGUGGUCCAGGAUCGGGAAGUGGUGGAUCACUUGGAGGAGCAGGUGGUAGCCCAUCAAGCACAUAUGGAGCUCCAGGAAGUGGAAGUGGUGGUUUUGGAAGUGGUGGUCCAGGAUCUGGAAGUGGUGGAGCACUUGGAGGGGCGGGUGGUAGCCCGUCUGGUACAUAUGGCGCUCCAGGAAGUGGAAAUGGUGGUUUUGGAAGUGGUGGUCCAGGGUCAGCUUCUGCUGGUCAAGGUGCACCAGGAGCUGGUGGAAGUGGACUUGGUUCAGGGUCAGGUGGUAGUGAUGGAUUGCAAGACAGUUAUGGACCACCACCUUCCGGAGCAGUUGGUGGAGAUGGGUUCGAUGAUGGAAGCAAUGACCAGGCGAAGUACGAAUUUUCUUACGAAGUGAGAGACGCCCAAUCAGGUAGUAAUUUCGGACAUUCAGAAAUGCGUGAUGGUGAUCGUGCUCAGGGCGAAUUUAAUGUUCUCCUGCCGGAUGGCAGGAAACAAAUUGUAGAAUAUGAAGCCGAUCAAGCGGGGUAUAGACCAUCAAUCCGUUACGAAGGCGAAGCUAAUACUGGAGCUGGAGGCCUAGGCAAUGGAGCUGGAGGUCUUGGAGGUGGAUCAGGUGGUCUUGGAGGCGGCGCUGGUUUAGGAGGAGGACCUGGUGGUUUAGGAGGUGGUGGUGGAUACCCAUCGGGUGGCUCGGGGAAUUCUGAUAAUAGGGCUGACAAUGCGGAUUACUCAACAGGAGGACCGGGCGGCCGAGGAGGUGGAUUCGGACCCGGUGGAGCAGCUGGUGGAGGCGCUGGAGGUUAUCCAUCAGGUGGGCCAGGCUCUGGAUUUGGUGGUGGCCCAGGCGGUAACAGCGGAGGACCAGGAGGUCUAGGAAGUGGAUUCGGACCUGGUGGAGCAGCUGGUGGAGGUGCUGGUGGUUAUCCAUCAGGAGGACCAGGCUCUGGAUUUGGUGGUGGUCCAGGUGGUAGCAAUGGAGGACCAGGCGGCCGAGGUAAUGGUUUCGGACCCGGUGGAGCAUCUGGUGGAGGUGCUGGUGGCUAUCCAUCAGGAGGACCAGGUUCUGGAUUUGGUGGUGGUCCCGGUGGUAGCAGUGGUGGACCAGGUGGCCGAGGAGGUGGACUUGGUGGAGCAGCUGGUGGUGGUGCUGGUGGCUAUCCAUCAGGAGGACCAGGCUCUGGAUUUGGUGGUGGUCCAGGUGGUAGCAACGGAGGACCGAGUGGUCGAGGAGGUGGACUUGGUGGAGCAGCUGGUGGUGGUGCUGGUGGCUAUCCAUCUGGAGGACCUGGAUCUGGAUUUGGUGGGGGACCUGGUGGUAGCAGCGCAGACAAUACGGAUUACUCAACAGGAGGCUCAGGCAGUCUAGGAGGUGGAUUUGGGCCUGGUGGUGCAGCUGGUGGAGGUGCUGGUGGCUAUCCAUCAGGAGGACCAGGCUCUGGAUUUGGCGGUGGUCCAAGCGGAGGACCAGGCGGCCGAGGUAAUGGUUUCGGACCUGGUGGAGCAUCUGGUGGAGGUGCUGGUGGCUAUCCAUCAGGAGGACCAGGUUCUGGAUUUGGUGGCGGUCCCGGCGGUAGCAGCGGUGGACCAGGUGGCCGAGGAGGUGGACUCGGUGGAGCAGCUGGUGGUGGUGCUGGUGGCUAUCCAUCAGGUGGACCAGGCUCUGGAUUUGGUGGUGGUCCAGGUGGUAGUAGCGGUGGACCCGGCGGCCGAGGAAGUGGAUUCGGACCUGGUGGAGGUGCUGGUGGUUAUCCAUCAGGCGGUCCAGGCUCUGGAUUUGGUGGUGGUCCAGGCUCUGGAUUUGGUGGUGGCCCGGGUUCUGGAUUUGGAGGUGGUCCAGGCGGUAGCAAUGGAUACCCAUCGGGUGGUCCAGGCAGCGGAGGUUUCGGUCCUGGCGGUGGUCGCGGAAGUAGUGGUGGCUUCCGUGACGGCAGUGGUGGCGAUGCGGCGGCGAAUGGUGGAUAUCAAUACUAA